AUGGCGGCCGCGGGCGACACCGUCGUCGUCCCCCGGAACUUCCGUCUUCUCGAGGAGCUCGAGAAGGGCGAGAAAGCGCAGGGGGCGUCGCCGCAUCUGAGCUACGGGCUCGCGGAUCCCGAGGAGGACGCGAUGAUGAUCAACUGGAACGGCACGAUCAUCGGCCCCAACGGGACGCCGUUUGAGGGACGCAUCUACUCGCUUCAGAUCGAGUGCGGGGAGAGCUACCCGGAACUCCCGCCGAUCGUGAAGUUCCGCACGAGGGUCAAUCUGCCGUGCGUGAGCGGUGACCACGGCCGCGUGAACCCGGCGGCGGUGCCGGUGAUGGCGCAGUGGCGACGCUCGUACACGAUCGAGGACGUGCUGAACUCGCUGUGGAACUUGAUGAAGUCGCCGCAGUGCCGAAAGUUGGGGCAGCCGCCGGAGACGGCGCCGGACUAUCCUCUUUUCUGAGUCGGGGUAACGCAUCGUGCGCGUGCGGUACGUCGCGAGGUGAUGUGAUUUUUUUGAAAGAAAGAAAGAAUCGAGUCGAGUC
Molecule: messenger RNA, 535 nt
Organism: Micromonas pusilla CCMP1545
Lineage: Eukaryota; Viridiplantae; Chlorophyta; Mamiellophyceae; Mamiellales; Mamiellaceae
Exons: 2
Coding region: 1-453 (150 amino acids)
Biological process (GO): DNA damage tolerance; protein K63-linked ubiquitination
Cellular component (GO): nucleus
Source: RefSeq, a predicted model, not a curated record